CCGCGCGGCGCUUCCGGCCCUAGCUCCAACUCCUUCCGACUCCGGUUCCUGCGGCGCGGCGGCGGCGGUGAGAGGCUGAGGGUUGGUUGUGGUGGGGCCUCGGCAAGGGACCAGGGCACUGGAUGACCAUAACUAAACGAUGUCUGUGCCACGAGGAGCUGUCCAUGCAAAAUGGAUAGUAGGGAAAGUGAUAGGAACCAAAAUGCAGAAAACUGCCAAAGUGAGAGUGACAAGGCUGGUGCUAGAUCCUUACUUACUGAAGUUCUUUAACAAACGAAAAACCUAUUUUGCCCAUGACCCGUUGCAGCAGUGUGUUGUUGGAGACAUUGUUCUUCUGAAAGCUUUGCCUGAGAGAAGGAGCAAACAUGUGAAACAUGAACUGGCUGAAAUUGUUUUCAAGGUUGGAAAUGUGAUAGAUCCAAUAACAGGAAAGCCCUGUGCUGGAACCAGAUUCCUUGAAAAUCUGUCAGAUUCAGAAAACCUGACAGAGGCAGAUACCACCUAUCUGAGUGAAAAACUGCAGGAACUUAAAGUUUGUUCAACAGACAAAUAGUGGGGGGGAAAACAUUUAAACAGAGGGCUUCUCAGCUUGUCUGUCAGGGAUGGUUUGGGCCCUGCUGUUGUAUGUUAAAUAUUGCAGUGAAAUCUGUAGACAAGUAGUAAACAUAGUUGCUGAUGAGAACAGAUUGAGAGGCACCUCAAAUCUUUUCAUGAAAGAGAAAAUGUGAGUUUAGUGUUAACACUUCAUUUUGUUGCAUGUAGUUCUGCUCCGAGCUUUGACAAAUUUCAGCAGCCAGCUGCUUGCUUCAAAUGGUUCUUUGUGUUGAGAAAGACAAGGAUACAACUGCAUAUAACAUUUAAGUUUGGUGGGAGGAUCAUUACCUUGAUGGUUCUGUAUUCAGACAGUCUUCUGUGGCUUGUAGGAUUACUUCAGCUAAUGCUAUUAAACCUUUUGAGAGGAAGUGUAGAAUUUUAAAACCAGUUUAUCUGCAUGUGUCCUUAUUUCCUGUUACAGUCACUCAUACUACAUUGCAGUACCUUCUAUCUCCUAAAAUGUGUAAUAAAAACACAGCCUUUCUAAUGGUAGUAAGGUGAGAAUAAAAACUUUGGGUAGCUCAGCAUGAUUAUCUUUGUAACCUGUCCAAAGAAGUAUUUGUUUCUGGUAGAGAUGGACUUUUUUGAACUGCCAUCAGGAGAUAGAAGCUGAUGAGAAUACUAAGCCAAAGUGGUAGAUGGUUAGAUUUAGUCCCAUCACAAAGCUAAUUAAAACAUCACAUUUUUGGAGAGAGACAGGUGCAGAUUUUCUGCAUACUUCAAUAUGAAACUAGAAGGCCAUUGCCGUUAAUGAUUAAAGAUGACUUUUUCCUGCUACAGCUCUGGGGAUCUGGUGUUGUGUCUUCAGGACAUAAAACAGACUAAGUGUGCAGCUGUAGCAGCAGCCUGGUGUUGCUGACUUUUUAUUCAGAUCUAAAGGCACUUCUGCCUCAAACUCCAGCAUUUUUGG
Molecule: messenger RNA, 1504 nt
Organism: Dryobates pubescens (Downy woodpecker)
Lineage: Eukaryota; Metazoa; Chordata; Aves; Piciformes; Picidae
Gene: MRPS17
Product: mitochondrial ribosomal protein S17
Exons: 3
Coding region: 140-553 (137 amino acids)
Biological process (GO): mitochondrial translation
Cellular component (GO): ribosome; mitochondrial small ribosomal subunit
Molecular function (GO): structural constituent of ribosome
Source: RefSeq, a predicted model, not a curated record